Leopardus geoffroyi (Geoffroy's cat) is the source of this 1107-nucleotide messenger RNA. RefSeq names its product proteasome 20S subunit beta 5 (gene PSMB5). Gene Ontology annotation, molecular function: threonine-type endopeptidase activity. NCBI's taxonomy places the organism in Eukaryota, Metazoa, Chordata, Mammalia, Carnivora, Felidae. The record is from RefSeq and is a predicted model, not a curated record. Bases 64 to 855 code for a protein of 263 amino acids. Gene Ontology annotation, cellular component: proteasome core complex. The transcript has 3 exons.
AGCGUUGCCCUACUGCUCUCUGGUAGGCGUUCUCGCCGGGAGUUCCUUGUGCCCUUACUAGACAUGGCGCUGGCCAGCGUGUUGGAGAGGCCGCUACCGGUGAACGGGCUCGGGUUUUUCGGACUCGGGGGUCGUGCGGAUCUGCUGGAUCUGGGUCCAGGGAGUCCCAGCGAUGGGCUGAGCCUGGCCGCACCCCACCGGGGUGUCCCAGAGGAGCCGAGAAUCGAAAUGCUUCAUGGAACCACCACCCUGGCCUUCAAGUUUCAACAUGGAGUCAUUGUUGCAGCGGACUCUCGCGCCACAGCGGGUGCCUAUAUAGCCUCCCAGACAGUAAAGAAGGUGAUAGAGAUCAAUCCCUACCUGCUGGGCACCAUGGCUGGGGGCGCAGCGGAUUGCAGCUUCUGGGAGCGCCUAUUGGCUCGUCAAUGUCGAAUCUAUGAGCUUCGAAACAAGGAACGCAUCUCUGUAGCAGCUGCCUCCAAGCUGCUUGCCAACAUGGUGUAUCAGUAUAAAGGCAUGGGGUUGUCCAUGGGCACCAUGAUCUGUGGCUGGGAUAAGAGAGGCCCUGGCCUCUACUAUGUGGACAGUGAAGGAAACCGGAUCUCAGGGGCCACCUUCUCUGUAGGUUCUGGCUCUGUGUAUGCUUAUGGGGUCAUGGAUCGGGGUUACUCCUAUGACCUAGAGGUGGAACAGGCCUAUGACCUGGCCCGUCGAGCCAUCUACCAAGCCACCUAUAGAGAUGCCUACUCAGGAGGUGCAGUCAACCUCUACCAUGUCCGAGAGGAUGGCUGGAUCCGAGUCUCCAGUGACAAUGUAGCUGAUCUACAUGAAAAAUAUAGUGGAUCUACCCCCUGAAAGAGGGCAGAUGUGGCUGCUUGCAUUUCUUGGGGUGACCAUUGUUGGUAAUGUGGAUACAACUCCCCAUCCUAUAGUGGAGUGGUCCUCAAUUGUAUUGAUAAUUUUUUUAAGCUCUGGUGCCGUUGACCUCUCUAUGUUACCAGUUGUUAAUGACGUUGACCUCUCUAUGUUACCAGUUGUUAAUGACCUGCUGCUGCAGAGGUGAUCGUUUUACUUUCUUGGAUGUUAACAUUACACUACUUGACCACA